Messenger RNA from Zea mays, 1358 nucleotides. RefSeq lists its product as uncharacterized. Gene Ontology annotation, molecular function: galactosyltransferase activity. The transcript is spliced from 12 exons. NCBI's taxonomy places the organism in Eukaryota, Viridiplantae, Streptophyta, Magnoliopsida, Poales, Poaceae. Gene Ontology annotation, cellular component: Golgi membrane. Bases 120 to 1181 code for a protein of 353 amino acids. The record is from RefSeq and is marked validated.
CCGGGCUUCCGGCCUUCUAUGGAGAAGCUUCCUUCAGUGAGUCCUCCCUUUCCGUUUAAGGCAGCAAGCAGGAGCAGACAGGAGGCGCCGAGAGCCCAGCGUCGGAGAUCUCCGCCGCCAUGGAGACGCUGGCCAGCGCCAUGCGGCGCGAGAACCGCCGGUCCAAGGCCCCGCCCUCCUCCUCUGCUUCCUCCGCCCUCGCCUCGGGCAGGGUCCCUCUCGUCAUGGCCUUCCUCUCCUGCCUCGCCUGGCUCUACGUCGCCGGCCGUUUGUGGCAGGACGCGCAGACCCGGGCGAUCCUGUCCGGCCUCCUCGAGAAGAGCUCUACCAGCGUCCCGAAGGUGCUCUCGGUGGAGGACAAGCUUAGGAACCUUGGGUGCAAGGCGAUUGGAAGGAAAAUUGUUGAGGCGGAGAUGGACCUGACCAAGGCCAAGAGCGAGGGGUACCUGUGGGGGAACAGGACUGCAGCUGUGGACUCCGACAAGAAGCAGCAGCUUCUUGCCGUCAUUGGAGUUUACACUGGGUUUGGCUCCCGUCUCAAGAGGAACGUCUUCCGUGGCUCCUGGAUGCCAAGAGGUGAUGCUCUGAAGAAGCUUGAGGAAAAGGGUGUAGCUAUUCGUUUUGUUAUUGGUCGGAGUGCAAAUCGAGGUGAUAGCUUGGACCGUAAUAUUGAUGAUGAAAAUCGGCAGACAAAGGACUUCUUGAUUCUUGAAAGUCAUGAAGAGGCUGCAGAAGAAUUACCGAGCAAAGCAAAAAUUUUCUUCAGUGCUGCAGUUGAAGCCUGGGAUGCAGAAUUUUAUGUCAAAGUUGAAGAUAACAUUAAUCUUGACUUAGCUGGGUUAAUUGAGAUGCUCGAAGGCCGUCGAGGUAGCCAAGGAUUGUACAUGGGUUGUAUGAAAUCAGGGAUGGUCAUAAGUGAAGAGGGCCAACAAUGGUAUGAACCUGAGUGGUGGAAAUUUGGAGAUUCAAAAACGUAUUUUCGACACGCUUCUGGUUCUUUGUUUAUCCUCUCAAAAAAUUUGGCUCGCUACAUCAACAUAAAUAGUGCGUCACUGCAGAGUUAUGCACACGAUGAUAUAUCAGUAGGUUCAUGGAUGAUGGGACUGAAUGCAACUUACGUGGAUGAUGACCGGUUGUGCUGCAGCAGUUCCAGACAAGAGAAAAUCUGUUCCAAUGCUUGAGCGGAAGGCGUGGCUGCUGGCCUGUUGCUGUACAUCCUGAUGAAGAUUUUGCACACCUGUCAUUUUGUAUACACUGCUUUCGUGAACCGGAAAAGGCUACUAUCCAGAUAGAAACGGCUUGCACCAAAAUUUAGGAACUUCCAUCAAAAAGAAAAAAAAAGAACAAUUUUUUCCAUC